CACCCCUUCUGCUCCUUCACUUCACCACAAUGGCAACCACUACCCCUGCUGUCACGGAACCGGACAAUGCUGACGCAUCUCCUCCAUCUCCGACGUCUCCACCGUCCAAGAAGGUCAUGUACGAGCUCGCCGCCCGGAACAUCUACUACGCCAAGCCUACUGCAGCGCCGAGGUCGCUCGCGCAGCUUUUGAAGCCGUGCGGCGCGGCCCCGACGCCGCCGGACUACAUCCUCCGCGAUGUGUCCCUCACGGCUCGGGCCGGGGAGAUCCUGGCCGUCGUCGGCCCGAGCGGCGCAGGGAAGUCCACGCUGCUCGACAUCCUCGCCGCGCGCACAGCGCCGACGCACGGGAGGCUCCUGCUCAACUCCGCGCCGCUGCGGCCGUCGUCAUUCCGCAGGCUCUCGUCGCACGUGCCCCAGGCAGAUGUCGCGCUCACCCUACUCACCGUCUCCGAGACCUUCGCGUUCGCAGCGUCGCUGCUGCACCCGGAGUCGGAGUCCGCUGUCUCGGCCGCGGUCACCGCGCUCCUCGUGGACCUCAGGCUUGCCCACGUCGCGCACACGCGGGUCUCCCCCGCGCGGCUGUCCGGCGGCGAGCGGCGGCGCGUGUCCAUCGGCCUCGCCCUCCUGCGCAACCCGGCGGUGCUCCUCCUCGACGAGCCGACGUCCGGCCUAGACUCCUCCUCGGCGCACGUGGUCGUCAGUUGCCUCCGCGCCGUCGCGGCCGCCCGGGGCACAACGGUGGUGUUUUCCAUCCACCAGCCAAGCGCGCGCCUCCUCUCCGCUGUGGACUGCCUGCUCCUCCUCUCCCGUGGCACCGUCCUCCACCACGGCUCCCUCGCAUCCCUCGACGCUGCCCUCCUCUCACACGGCCUGGUCGUCCCCGCGCAGCUCAACCCACUCGAGUUCGCCCUUGAGGUCCUCGACCAGCUCCCUCAUCCCACCCCCUCUACCCCUGAACCCAAGGCGACGACGCAAGAACUGAACUCGUCGUCGAGCCACCACAAGAUGGUGGCCACGGCGACGCCGUCUACUGGUCCGCCGUCAUCGUGGCUGCACGAGUUAAUGGUACUGUACAAGAGGGCGUGGAAGGUGGUGUACAGGAGCAAGCAGCUGCUUCUGACCAACUUCCUAGAGGCCGUGGUCGUUGGCACGCUGCUGGGCACGAUCUACAUCCACGCUGGCUACGGCGAGGCCGGCGCGCACAAGCGGCUGGGUCUGUUCGCCUUCACGCUGACCUUCCUGCUGACUUCGACGACCGAGACGCUGCCGACGUUCGUGACGGAGCGGCCCAUCGUUCUGGCGGAGACGGCGGCCGGACUGUACCGGCUGUCGUCUCACGCGGCGGCGGGCACGCUGGUGUUCCUGCCGUACCUUCUUGCUGUGGCGCUGCUCUACUCCGUGUGCGUCUACUUCCUUGUGGGGCUCUGCUCGUCAGCCGGCGCCUUCGCGUCGUUCGUGCUGGUGGUGUGGGCGGUGGUGCUGACGGCGAACUCGUUCGUGCUGUUCGUGAGCUCGUUCGCGCCGGACUACAUCGCGGGCAUGUCCCUCGUAUCCGUGUCGCUGGCCGGGUUCUUCCUCUUCUCCGGCUACUUCCUGUCGCGGGGGAGCAUGCCGUCGUACUGGGUGUUCAUGCACUACGUGUCGCCCUACAAGUACGCGCUGGACGCGCUGCUGGCGAACGAGUACACGUGCGCGGGGAACCGGUGCUUCGGUGUGGGCGGCGGCAGCGAGUGCUCGCAGACGGGGCUCGACGUGCUGGUGGAGAAGGGGCUGACGGCGGAGGAGCGGUGGACCGGCGUCCAGGUUCUGUUCGGCUUCUUCCUUCUCUACCGGGUGCUCUACUGGGUGGUGCUCAGCCGGCGAGCGUCCAGGGCGAAGAGAUGAUGAGAUCAGAAUCAGAUCAGAUGAGGUGAGCAGCCGGCGAACAUCGGAUGCUCUCGCCUCCAUGUACUACGUACGCAUGCAAACAAGCUUAGCCAGCAGAGGUAUGUCAAAAAAAAAAUGCCAACUUGGAGAGGAGGAAGAUGAAGAGGCAAGAGCGAUAUUAACUGGAAUUAGUAAUUACGCUGUCAUAUACUGUACUGAUGUAAAUUGUGAAGAUAAAAUUCCUUUAUAAGUGUGGCGAUAUGGUCGAGAUGCAUGGAUGGGUGAAUAAUGUGUAGACUUAUAUCAAAUAUAUAAGUUUUGUGCUUCUUGUUAAUUGACUCGGGUCUGGGGAAUCAUAUAUAUAUGUGACUGCAUGAAAAUUGUAUCUAUAUGUUGGUGGGAGUUGUUAAAGAUAAGUUUUGUCUUUUUGUUAGUUUUGUCUGAUCUUAGUUACCCCUACUUCGAAUCUGUCUGGCAGCAUGUUCGUCUGUGUAUUUUUUUUUGUUACGAAGAAAAUAAAUGGGCCAAGUUAAUGUUCAGCUCAUCUGAUCGCAUGUGUAUAAAACCAAGCAAG
Zea mays is the source of this 2442-nucleotide messenger RNA. RefSeq names its product ATPase, coupled to transmembrane movement of substances. The record is from RefSeq and is marked validated. Gene Ontology annotation, biological process: transmembrane transport. The transcript has a single exon. Gene Ontology annotation, molecular function: ABC-type transporter activity; ATP binding; ATP hydrolysis activity. Gene Ontology annotation, cellular component: membrane. NCBI's taxonomy places the organism in Eukaryota, Viridiplantae, Streptophyta, Magnoliopsida, Poales, Poaceae. Bases 30 to 1886 code for a protein of 618 amino acids.